This is a messenger RNA of Helobdella robusta, 2138 nucleotides long. RefSeq lists its product as hypothetical. The coding region runs from base 179 to 1762 and encodes 527 amino acids. The transcript is spliced from 5 exons. Gene Ontology annotation, molecular function: heme binding; oxidoreductase activity, acting on paired donors, with incorporation or reduction of molecular oxygen; monooxygenase activity. The record is from RefSeq and is a predicted model, not a curated record. Lineage: Eukaryota; Metazoa; Annelida; Clitellata; Rhynchobdellida; Glossiphoniidae.
UCGUUGUUCUCUCUUGCGUGUGGAUAAUUUGUAGUUGAGUGAAUUUUUGUUCAAAUGUUUUUAAAUAUUUGUAAGAUUUGUUUCAAUUGUUUAAAUAUAAUUUCGAAAUAAAAUACUAACAAACUUUUUAAUUGAUUUAUUUCUUUUUCAAAAUAUUGUUAAAAUUAUUUAGAAUAAAAUGAAUGGAAAAAGCGAAAACACACAAACGACAUUUUAUUUUAUAAACCCCACAAUGAUCUGGCCAAUAAUCUACAUCAUAGUCACGGUAACCUUCAUCAAACUACUCAAAUCAUCAUCUUACGACUACAUUAAGCGAGCCAUACUUAACUACAAUAAAUAUAAAUUGAUACCGGGACCCAAAAGAUGGCCCUUCAUUGGGUCGGCCCUAGAGAUGAACAAGCAAAGGCCCUUUGAGACGUUCGUGAAAUGGGCCAAUGAGUAUGGGGAAAUUUGUUUGGUGACACUGUUUGGGAAAAAAAUUCUUUUGCUUAGUAGUACUGAGACAUUCGAAGAGGCGUUGAUAACCCGGGGCAAAGAUUUUUCGGGCCGCCCUGCCCUCUUCUACAGGGCAAAGUUCAUGUCAGACGGGCACGAAGACAUCGUAUCGACGUCACCCUGUCCAGUCUGGAAAGUUCUCCGCAAGGGGCUCCAGCGAGAGAUGAAAGUGUACGAUCCGAGUCAGAGAAGGAUCGAAUCGAUCACGAACCAAAUUCUGGAUGAGUUGAUUCAGGAGUUGGCGGAUACGAACGGCGUCCCGUUUGAUGCCAGAGAGGCAAUUUUCACAUCCCUCAUCAACAUGAAUUGUCUCUUCAUGAUCGGGAAUAAGUUGGAUUACGGAGGUGAGAAACUGGAGAAGGUGAAAUCCUUGGUGCGGAUCAUUUCGACAGUGAUGAACAUAGGAGGGCAGGGAGCGGAACUGGAUUACUUUCCGUGGUUGAGAUUUUUCGGAAAUAAAACUUUUGCGAAGUUGGUCCAGGCGAAGGAGAUGCGGAAUGAUGUCUUCAGUUGGAUGCUCCAAAAGAUGAAACACGAUCUGGAAAGCAAGUUCGGAGUCAUGCAUGGUUUCUACAAACUCAUUUUGGACAAUCAGCCACUAUUGCAAGAGUACCACCUUCAGCUGGUUAUGACAAAUUUGCUGAUAGGUCUCACAUCCUCAUCUAGGAGUUACUUUUACUCCUUCAUCAACAUCCUGGCUCAUUACCCCAACGUCCAGGAGCUAAUGCACAGAGAAAUUGUCAAUGUCAUAGGUCAAGGUCAAAGGCCGAGUUUGGCCGACAGACCGAAAAUGCCAUACACCAGGGCUACGUUAUGUGAACUACUUAGAUUCAGCAGCAUCAGCCCCAUCACAAUUCCACACAGCACCAUAACCGAUACGAAAAUCGGCAAAUACGAUAUACCGGCCGGUACGACGGUAUUUCUCAUGCCGCGCUACAUCCAUCACAACACUGAUCUAUGGAAAGACCCUUACACUUUCGACCCCAUGAGAUUUAUCGACCCCGAAACUAACGACAUCUACGGUCCUAAAUCUGAAGUACAAAGAAAUUUGAUGGCGUUUGGGGCCGGUCCACGGGGCUGUCCUGGCGAGGCGAUUGCCACAUCGAGGUUUUUUCUCAUGGCGACGAAUUUGAUUCAGAGGUUUAUCAUAGAGCCCGCAGAUCAGGAUGCUGGAGACGUGUCGAAAUGUGACCCGAGGAAUUUUGAAUUGGGAUUGGUUACGAAUCCGCCGAGUUUUACUGCAAAGUUUAUCCGGAGGAGAUCCUAACUACUUUACUUGAUCGGAUUGGUGUGUUAUUGAACGUGUUCAUUAGAUGUACCCGCACUCAAACACACAUACACAAGUACACAUACAUACACGUACGCACACACACACACAUUUAUAUAUAUAUAUAUAUAUAUAUAUAUAUGCAUGUAUAUUAAUAAUUAUUAUUGACAUAACAUAUUAUUAUAUCAUGAUUGACAUAUUGUUUUAUAGUUAUGGGCAAGGGGUUUUGUCAGGCGUUAUUUCUUAAUAAUAAUAAUAACACACGUGUGAUUUAUCUUUCAAUUCAAACGAAUUCAAAUAUUUUCAAAUGUUUAAUGCUAUUUUGAUUCUUACACAAAUUUAGCUUAUAACAGUUCAAGGAUGUUUACACGGCGUG